Messenger RNA from Odontomachus brunneus, 979 nucleotides. RefSeq lists its product as uncharacterized. The record is from RefSeq and is a predicted model, not a curated record. The transcript has 4 exons. NCBI's taxonomy places the organism in Eukaryota, Metazoa, Arthropoda, Insecta, Hymenoptera, Formicidae. Bases 231 to 812 code for a protein of 193 amino acids.
AUUUGAUUAUUUCGAUUAUUUUAGUCAAAAAGAAUUUCAAUCGAAAAUUUAAGGUCCUACACUGGAUUCAACUAACUUGAAAUUAUCACGGACAACAUCUAGCAAUAGUUGUUAUUAACCAAAUAAUUCUGCUUUUGUAGGAAAAAGGGAUUUUUCCAACUCUUCUCUUUUCUAAUGUUCCUCCAUUUUAGGUUUCCUGACAAUUUUUUUAAGACCUAGACAAACAUCUGAUGAGAAAUCCAGGACUGUCUACCAAAGUGAACACAUUCGCAUUAAUCGCUAUAUCUCUCGCCAUCAACUACGUAUCCUGCAAAAGGAUGAAUCUCACUCAGCUGAUUAAGGACAGUUUCAGAAGGCAGCCUCAGCUGUAUAAUCAAUAUAGUCUGCGUGACGGACAACUGAGGGGUUUCUCUUAUCUGUCAGAAGAUGAUUACAAUGAGGCAAUGGAGAAUGAGGACAAGCUGCAACAGCUAAACAGAGAUAACAGGAAUUUAAUGAUUCAAUACAAUGAUCUUUGCAAAACGAAAGUGACGAAAAUCGAUUUGAUGGACGAUCCCGUUUACGACUAUCAACCGUCGCAUUAUUUCGAGAUCUCCUGCGAGGGAUUUGACGACAAUGAAGCGAUAAUGGGGGAACGUCCGCAACAGAAAUGCGCUUAUCCAGGAUUUCAUUGCGUGCAGAGAAGCCGGCAGCUGUUUCUAUCCAGACGACGAUGGGAAUCCGAAUGCUGGGAACCGCACAUGAUGGAGAUCAAGAGCGAUUGCGAUUGCAUGUGGCCGGCCACUCUGAGCGACAUAAGGGAUCAUUAUUGAUCUACCGAUGGCAAAUCCGUCAAUUACUAGAACUCGACGUUUCACUAUAUAGUACAAAAAUAUCGAAAAGCUUCUAUAUUUGCAAUAUGUAAACGAGGUCUCUCUUAAAAAUAUUUAUUCACUGUAUUACAAAUAUGAAUAAGUGAAAUAUAACGGAUACCAAUUAA